UUAGUCCCUUCCCUUCCCUUCCCAAUUCCCAUCGAGCAUUGCCUAGGAGAAAUAUCGCGCAGAGAGAGAGAGAGAGACAGAGAGAGAGAGAGACAGAGAGUAGCGCAGCCUUCAACCACCAAAAUACGCAAUGCCCCAAUAGAUAGCGCCGCCCAGGGAUUCUUCAGACGGAGAGACCUUACCUCAAAUUCAAAGUUUGGAAUGGAGGACACUCCUAAAGUAGAGGCUGAAUUGUCUGAGUUGGCCUCUGAAAAUGCACAAGAAACCAGGGAAGAGAUGCUUUCUAGGCACAGAAAAGAGAUUUCCAAGCUACAGGACAAAGAAACUGCGAUGAAAAAGGCAGCUGCAAAAGGUAGCAAGGCGGAGCAGAAAGCUAAGAAGAAACAAGUGGAUGAAGAGAUGUCUAAACUUUUGACAGAGCUCAAAGAAAAACAUGCUGCAGAACUUGGUUCUCUGGGCUAUAGUGGUAAUAUCGAUGGGAAAGAUAAAGGAAAUCUUGAAAAUUUGGUGAAUGCCAUUGCUGGGGUAUCUGUCAGCAAUCAGGCUGAACAUUCAAAGCCUAGUAAGAGUGUGAAGAGGCGUGAAAAAAGAGCUCAACAAGAAGCAGCCAGAGAGCAAAGAAUACAAGAAGAGCAGAGUAAUAUUACAAGUGAUCGGGUCAUUGAGAAUGAGAAGCUGGAAAAGAAGCUUGAACCCCUUGGAUUGACCAUUAAUGAAAUAAAGCCUGAUGGACACUGUCUCUAUAGAGCUGUUGAGAAUCAGCUAGCUGUACAUUCUGGAGGCUCAUCUCCUUAUACUUACCUGGAACUACGACAGAUGGUGGCUGCUUACAUGAGGAAGCAUGCAUCUGAUUUCCUUCCUUUUUUCCUCUCCGAGAAUAUUAUUGAAGGCGAAUCAGAUGAUUCUCUUAUGCAGAGGUUUGAUAAGUAUUGUAGAGAAGUGGAGUCAACUGCAGCAUGGGGAGGACAACUUGAGCUCGGUGCCCUAACUCAUAUCUUAAAGAAACAUAUCCUGAUAUAUUCAGGAUCUUUCCCUGAUGUGGAGAUGGGAAAGGAAUACAAACCCGCCAGUGUCACUGCCUCAUUUGAGCCAAGUAUCGUGCUAUCAUACCACAGGCAUGCAUACGGACUUGGCGAGCAUUAUAACUCGGUCAUCCCAAACUCGGCUUGAUAGCUAUGCAUAUGUCAGAUGAUCGAGGUUUCCUUCACUAGUAUACCAUUUACCUAGUACUUGUAUUUUCACAAAAUAUUUACUUUAUAGUUGAUGAUGCAAUUUCGAUUUUCCAGUUAUUGUGAUCUUAUACUGCUGUUGGUGUUCUCCUUUCUGACUUUACAUUUGUUCGAUCAUAGUUAAUACAUAUUGUUGACUGUUUCAUAAUGUUUUUGUGCUUUGGCGUGCCUUUUUGAAUGCAAAGAGAAACCAACACCUCAUUUGAACU
Ipomoea nil (Japanese morning glory) is the source of this 1438-nucleotide messenger RNA. Its product is annotated as OTU domain-containing protein 6B-like. Gene Ontology annotation, molecular function: cysteine-type deubiquitinase activity. Lineage: Eukaryota; Viridiplantae; Streptophyta; Magnoliopsida; Solanales; Convolvulaceae. The transcript has 3 exons. Gene Ontology annotation, biological process: protein deubiquitination. The record is from RefSeq and is a predicted model, not a curated record. The coding region runs from base 202 to 1170 and encodes 322 amino acids.